Messenger RNA from Daphnia carinata, 1594 nucleotides. RefSeq names its product zinc finger protein 384-like. Gene Ontology annotation, biological process: central nervous system development; regulation of transcription by RNA polymerase II. NCBI's taxonomy places the organism in Eukaryota, Metazoa, Arthropoda, Branchiopoda, Diplostraca, Daphniidae. Bases 125 to 1459 code for a protein of 444 amino acids. The record is from RefSeq and is a predicted model, not a curated record. The transcript has 4 exons. Gene Ontology annotation, cellular component: nucleus. Gene Ontology annotation, molecular function: DNA-binding transcription factor activity, RNA polymerase II-specific; RNA polymerase II cis-regulatory region sequence-specific DNA binding.
GCGGGGGAAAGCGGUUACACGCGUCUGUUGUCACCAGUGAUAGCUGUUGGAGAACAUAAGUGGCGAUUGUUUGCACAUCAAAGUGGUUCUAUAGUGUCUAUUUGAUUUGUCAUCUCAUUUGAAGAUGGAGGAAAUAAUGCUUCAUGCUUAUACAACUCCAAAAAGAUGUCGAAUGCAAGAAGAAGAAUCUUUUGUCAGUUUAGAUAACUCUGGUCAAGCUACUCAAGGGUUCGUCACUGACAGCGACGAAUCUCAAACAACAAGGACCCACUAUAACGAAAAUAACUUAAAGAGAGGGAGACCACGAGCCGAAGUGAUCAAUAAUCUGAUUAUUGAGGGAUCUUCAUCUCACAGUUCAAUUCGUUGUGACAUUUGCAACCGUGUCUUCCCCCGAGAAAAGUCCCUCCAAGCACACAAAAGAAUCCACACCGGUGAAAAGCCUUAUUGCUGUGAUUACCCAUCAUGUGGUAAAGCAUUCACUCAAAGUGGGCAGCUAAAGACACAUCAAAGACUUCACACUGGAGAGAAGCCAUUUAUUUGUAGUGUUCUUGGGUGCAACAGUCGUUUUACCCAUGCCAAUCGCCACUGCCCAGAUCAUCCUUUUGCUAGCCUGCGCAGAUGCCAUGAAUUGGCUCUUCAACCCUUGCUUAAUCAGGCAGAGAACUCCCCAGAUGUUCUCCGCUGGUUAGAAAACUACAGAAAAAGAAAUGAUGAGAAGACACCUGGCAAACUUUCUGAUACCAAUGAUGAAGCUGAUUCUAGUGAUAUAAGGAUGAAGAAGUGCCGGACAAAGAAAGGCUGCUGGUCAACCGAUUCGCAGCAAGAAAACGAGCAGCAAAGCCAGAAUAACAUCAACAGGCAACAGAGAAGAGGCAAAGGCAGUAUCGCUAAAUCGCUACAGUAUGGAAUGGAAACAAGUAGCGAUGAUGCUCAAUCGAUCCCACUAUACAGGAAGCUUUGCGAAGCUGUGGAGCCAUCUUCAUUUGGUUGCACCCCUCUUCAAUGGUCUCCGAGGUCGAGUAGCAGCAAGAACAAAUCCUUUGCAGCUAGUACUUCUGUUUCGUCAACACCAUGCCGCAACAUAUCAUCCGGCUAUGAAUCUAUGUUUCAAGAAUGUCACCUCAACAGCACGUUGGAUUCCAGUCGCGAGAAUACCAUGAACGAAACAGCCAACGGUUCUAACAGUUUCCUGGCGCUGCCUGACACGCCUGUCCGUCCGGAAAAACCCAAGCGGCGUUGGUUGCGGGAGGCUCUGACGAGCAAUAAUGAACAACUUAAUGCCAACAUGAACCGACCAAGCGUCAUCAUUGCUUCGCCUAGGGUGUUUCAACCUAACAGCACAUCCACGCCCGACAAGCCCAGCAACAGCAACUUGAUGCGCGCACUGCAAAAUGCCGAAAAGCAAUGGACUGGUGCCAUAGCUUUAAUGCAACUUGCUUCUUCAAGUGCACAGUCCUAAACAAUUGAAAAUAAUGAAUUCACCAAAGUUUUUUUAUUUCAAAUACGAACCCAUCCUUCCAAUCCUGUCGUCUUUCUAAUCUGUUUUUUUCAUUCUCCUUGUAAUUGCUCAGCGAAACACGGUAUUACUAUCUAA